Molecule: messenger RNA, 2002 nt
Organism: Paramormyrops kingsleyae
Lineage: Eukaryota; Metazoa; Chordata; Actinopteri; Osteoglossiformes; Mormyridae
Source: RefSeq, a predicted model, not a curated record
GACUCAAGAAGUCAAGAUGGAUCUGGAGUCGUACCUGUGGUUGGUGGUGGUGGGCUUCAUCAUCGCCUUCAUCCUGGCCUUCUCGGUGGGCGCCAACGACGUGGCCAACUCCUUCGGCACGGCUGUGGGCUCGGGCGUGGUCACCUUGCGGCAGGCCUGCAUCCUGGCUUCCAUCUUCGAGACGCUGGGCUCCGUGCUGUUGGGGGCCAAAGUUGGAGAGACCAUCCGGAAGGGCAUCAUUGACGUGAACCUCUACAAUGACUCGGUGCCCGUCCUCAUGGCUGGGGAGGUCAGCGCAAUGGUGGGCUCCGCGGUGUGGCAGUUAAUUGCCUCCUUCCUGAAGCUGCCCAUCUCCGGGACCCACUGCAUCGUGGGCUCCACCAUCGGCUUCUCCAUGGUAGCCAUCGGCACGCAGGGCGUCCAGUGGAUGCAGCUCGUUAAGAUCGUUGCCUCAUGGUUCAUCUCCCCUCUUCUGUCUGGAAUCAUGUCUGGAUUACUGUUCCUUCUCAUCAGGUACUUCAUCCUCAGCAAGGAUGACCCGGUCCCCAAUGGCCUCCGAGCUCUACCUCUCUUCUAUGCCUCCACCAUUGGUAUCAACACCUUCUCCAUCAUGUACACCGGAGCCCCCUUGCUGGGCCUGGAGAUGCUGCCGGUCUGGGCGAUAGCCCUGAUCACGUUGGCUGGAUCUCUGGUCUGUGCAGCACUGGUCUGGAUCUUCGUCUGCCCGUGGAUGAGGAGGAAAAUAGCAAGCCGGCUGAAGAAGGAGCACGCUCUCUCCAGGAUAUCGGACGAGAGCUUGGAUAAGAUCCCAGAAGAGGAAGAGGAGGCUCCCGUCUUCAAGGAACUGCCGGGGGCCAAGGGGACGGACGACGCCGUGGUCCCCCUGACCCAGUCCGCGGGGGAGCUGAGCAGCCUGGCCAAUGGGGGUGCUGUGCUGCCCAAUGGCAGGGUUUAUGGCCGCACUCACUCCAUGACCAACGGCUGCUUAAAGUCACCGAUCUCCAACGGCAGCUUCAGCUUCGACGGGCACAUGCGGAGCGACGGCCAGGUCUACCACACGGUGCACAAGGACUCGGGCCUCUACAAGGACCUGCUGCACAAGAUCCACCUGGGCCGGCUGGAAGACGAGCGGCCCGGCGGCGGCCCGGACAACAGCUACCGGCUGCUGCGUCGCAACAACAGCUACACGUGCUACACGGCGGCCAUCUGCGGCAUGCCCGUGCAGCCGCUGCUGCGAACCGAUACGGGCGCCGCGCCCGAGGACAGCGAGAAGCUGGUGGGUGACAGCGUUUCUUACUCCAAGAAGCGCGUUCGCUACGACAGCUACUCCAGCUACUGCAACGCCGUGGCCGAGGCCGAGAUCGAGGCUGAGGAGGGCGGGGUCGAGAUGAAGCUGGCCGCCGACUCCUUGGAGGCCCCUCCCCCGCUGGGCAUGGAGGACCCGGCCGAGGAGGACAAGGAGGAGAAGGACAAGGCUCAGGUCUUCCUGCUCUUCCACUUCUUGCAGAUCCUCACUGCCUGCUUCGGCUCCUUUGCCCACGGUGGCAACGACGUCAGUAAUGCUAUCGGCCCCCUGGUGGCGCUGUGGAUGAUCUACGAGCAAGGUGGGGUAAUGCAGGAUGCAGUCACGCCCAUCUGGCUGCUCUUCUAUGGGGGCGUGGGCAUCUGCGCCGGCCUGUGGGUGUGGGGGCGCCGUGUCAUCCAGACCAUGGGCAAGGACCUGACCCCCAUAACCCCCUCCAGUGGGUUCACUAUUGAGCUGGCUUCCGCACUCACUGUCGUGUUCGCCUCCAAUAUCGGACUCCCUAUCAGUACCACACACUGCAAGGUGGGCUCCGUGGUCGCCGUGGGCUGGAUCCGCUCGAAGAAGGCAGUGGACUGGCGCCUCUUCCGGAACAUCUUCCUGGCCUGGUUCGUGACGGUGCCGGUGGCAGGUCUUUUCAGCGCCGCCAUCAUGGCCCUGUUCGUCUACGGCAUCCUGCCCUUCGUCUAACAGGCCACC